Messenger RNA from Gavia stellata (red-throated loon), 426 nucleotides. Its product is annotated as group IIE secretory phospholipase A2. The record is from RefSeq and is a predicted model, not a curated record. The coding region runs from base 1 to 426 and encodes 141 amino acids. Lineage: Eukaryota; Metazoa; Chordata; Aves; Gaviiformes; Gaviidae. The transcript is spliced from 4 exons. Gene Ontology annotation, molecular function: calcium ion binding; phospholipid binding. Gene Ontology annotation, biological process: negative regulation of T cell proliferation; arachidonate secretion; phospholipid metabolic process.
AUGAAGCUCUUCUUGCUCCUCCUCUGCUUCGCAGGGCUGGCCCCCGCCGGCUGCAGCGUGAUUCAGUUCGGUUCAAUGAUUAAGCACAAGACCGGGAAAUCGCCACUGUCCUACAACGGUUACGGCUGCUACUGCGGCUUGGGGGGAUCCAAACAGCCGCUGGAUGCGACCGACUGGUGCUGCCAUGCCCACGACUGCUGCUACAAGAAGCUGUCUUCCUCUCGCUGCAGUCCCAAACUGGUGACAUACAAAUACUCCACCUUGGGAAGCCAGAUAAUCUGCGGAUCCGGGACCUGGUGCGAAAGAGGGAGCUGCGAGUGCGACAAGCGGGCGGCAGAGUGCUUCCAAAGGGUGGCCAGGACCUACCGCAACUCUUACAAGAAUUACCCCAACUUUCUGUGCAAGGGCACAACUCCCUCCUGCUAG